GUAUGUUUGAUUAUCUUUAAAAUUCAAGAAUAUCCCCAGAUUUGAUCAUUGAUUGGGUUCCUUCCUCUGUGUGUGUGUGUGUGUGUGUGUGUGUGUGCGUAAGUUUGUGGGGAAGGCUAAUGGUACAGGCCUAGUAGUGGUGUGAGUGGUGGGAAGUGUGCUUGGGUACCUGGUGCCAGGGCAGGUGCAUCUGGGAUUGGGACUCUUGGGAUGAUUGAUGAAGGUGCAUGGUGGGUGGUGAUGAAAGUGUGGAGGCCAGCAAUGGGGGCAUGUGAUAUUGUGAUAUAAUAAGAAAUAAGUAUUUUAGUCUUAGUCCAUGGUUCCCAGCACAUAGCUCCUAAAACCUUUGUCAUUUCCUAAAUGAUAAGAGCCACAGGGCACCUUUUGUUCCUGACUCCAGAAAUUGCUCCAGAGAGAUGAAGGUGAAAUGGAUGUUGUCAUCAUUCCUAAUAAAUUCUUUUGAACCACACCUGAGUUUACGAUAAUGAAGUAAUUUUUUGAAAGUCUCUCCAUAACCCCUCGAGGAGGGCUGGUUGCCAGGGGAGCGAACCAUGUGAUUAGAGCGUUGGAACUUGAAACCCAUGCCCCGAAUGGAGGUUGAGUCAGUCACCAAUGGCCAGUUAUUUAAUUAAUCAUCUGUAUGUAAUGAAGCGUCCAUAAAACCCCAAAAGGAUGGAGUUUGGAGAGCUUCUGGAUUGAACACAUAGAGAUGCUGGGAGAGUGCGGCACCCCUUCCCAUAUACCUCGCUCUAUGCGUCUCAUCCAUCUGGUUGUUCCUGAGAUCUCUGCCUCUUUCCCAGAAGAGCCAGAAAUGACCAAGUCCCUGCAUACCAAAAAAAUGACCAAAACAACCCAGAAUAUUAUCAGUACUACAGAAAGAAUGGGAUCAGUGUCAUUCAAGGAUGUAAUGGUAGACUUCAGCAGGGAGGAGUGGCAACGAUUGGACCUUGCUCAGAAAAGCCUGUACAGGGAUGUGAUGCUGGAAAACUAUUUCAACUUGAUCUCAGUGGGGUGUCAGGUUCCCAAACCAGAAGUCAUUUUCAACUUGGAACAAGAAGAGCCAUGUGUGCUGGAUGGUGACAUUUCAAGUCACAACUGUCUCAAUGGGGAUAUUGGUUUUAAAACUUUACAGCAGGGAACGUCUAAAGAAGUUUCAAUACGGUUUGAAAAAAUUAAUCUCUUUACAAGAGAUGACCCAUAUUAUUCCAUUUUAGAAGAAUUGUGGCAAGAUGACAAACAGACGGAGAGAUGUGAGGAAUACCAGAACAAAAGUGUAAGUCAUGUCGCCUUUGUUGACAAGGAAACAGUAGCUAAUGAGAGAGACUGUGAAUAUAAGGACACUGGGAAAACUGAUCAUGUAGACACAUACCUUGUUCCUGCAAGAAAAAGACUCCAGAACUGUGACUCAUUUGGAAGGAGUUUGAAGCCUAUUGUAAGCUUAUGUAAUUAUAGAAACAAUGCAAUAGAAAAUCUUGAUAAGAUUAUUGGAUAUGGUAAUAUUUUCACUCCUAUGAAUUCUCAUACAGAAAUGAAUGGUUGUGAAUAUAAUCAGUGUAAGAAACUUCUGAGUCAUAAGCAAGCUCUCAUUCAACAUCACAAAAUUCAUACUGGGAAGAGUCUCAAUUUAUUUUCUGAUUCUGUAAAAAUUUUCACCCAGGGGUCACACCUCUUUGCACAUCAAAGUAUCUAUACUGAGGAGAAACAGCAUGAAUGCAGCAAAUAUGAGACAGUCUUCACUCAGAAGCCCCAACUUGCUGUACCUCAGAAGGCUUCUACAGGAGAGAAACCCUAUAGGUGCACUGAAUAUGAGGAGGACUUUUGCCUCAAGUCAAGUCAUGAGGAAACUCACACUGAGGAGAAUCACUGUAAAUGCAGUGAAUAUGGAAAAGCCUUUAUCCAGAAGUCAGAUCUGUUCAGAUGCCAGGGAAUUCAUAUUGGAGAAAAACCCUAUGAAUACAGUGAAUGUGGGAAAAAUGUUUCUCAGAAUUCAAAUCUCAAUAUACAUAAAAAAAAUUAUACUGGAGAGAAACACUUUGAAUGUACUGAAUGUGGAAAAGCCUUCACAAGGAAAUCAACACUAAGUAUGCAUCAGAAAAUCCAUACGGGAGAAAAGCCCUAUGUAUGUACUGAAUGUGGGAAAGCCUUUAUACGGAAGUCACAUUUCAUUACACAUGAGAGAAUUCAUACUGGAGAGAAACCUUACGAAUGCAGUGACUGUGGAAGAUCCUUUAUAAAGAAGUCACAACUCCAUGUGCAUCAGAGAAUUCACACAGGAGAGAAUCCCUUUAUAUGUACAGAAUGUGGGAAAGUCUUCACUCACAAGACAAAUCUCAUUAUACACCAGAAAAUUCAUACUGGAGAGAGACCUUAUAUAUGUACUGAAUGUGCGAAGGCCUUUACUGACAGGUCAAAUCUCAUCAAACACCAAAAAAUUCAUACUGGAGAGAAACCCUAUAAAUGCAGUGAUUGUGGAAAAUCAUUCACUUGGAAGUCACGGCUCAGGAUACAUCAGAAAUGCCACACUGGAGAGAGACAUUAUGAAUGCACUGAGUGUGGGAAAGCCUUCAUCCAGAAGUCAACACUAAGUAUGCAUCAGAGAAUUCACAGAGGAGAAAAACCUUAUGUUUGCACUGAAUGUGGAAAGGCCUUCUUCCACAAGUCACAUUUUAUUACACAUGAGAGAAUUCACACUGGAGAAAAGCCUUAUGAAUGCAGUGACUGUGGGAAAUCCUUUACUAAGAAGUCACAACUCCAUGUGCAUCAGCAAAUUCACACAGGAGAGAAACCCUACAGAUGUGCUGAGUGUGGAAAGGCCUUCACUGACAGAUCGAAUCUGUUUACGCACCAGAAAAUUCAUACUGGGGAGAAACCCUAUAAAUGUAGUGACUGUGGAAAAGCCUUCACUCGGAAGUCAGGCCUCCAUAUACAUCAGCAAUCUCAUACUGGAGAGAGACACUAUGAGUGCAGCGAAUGUGGGAAAGCUUUUGCAAGAAAAUCAACACUAAUUAUGCAUCAGAGGAUUCAUACAGGAGAGAAACCCUAUAUUUGUACUGAAUGUGGGAAGUCCUUCAUCCAGAAAUCACACUUAAAUCGGCAUCGGAGAAUUCAUACUGGAGAGAAACCCUAUGGAUGCAGUGACUGUGGGAAGGCCUUCAUUAAGAAGUCACAACUCCAUGAGCAUCAUCGAAUUCACACAGGAGAGAAACCAUUUAUAUGUGCUGAGUGUGGAAAAGCCUUCACUAUCAGAUCAAAUCUUAUUAAACACCAGAAAAUUCAUACUAAACAAAAGACCUAUAAAGGCAGUGACUUUAAGAAAGCCUUAAACUGGAGGCCACAGCUCAGGAUACAUCAGAAAUCUGACACUGGGAAAGUAGCAUGUCCAGUGCCACAAUCAUGGUGUGGGGAUACCAAGGAAUGAGAGGCUACCAUGUGACUAAGAAGCAGGAGGUAACCAAAGCCACCUUACCUCUGGUCAGAAGUAGGAAUGUCUGGAUUACAGAGCUGAUGUCCAGCUACACGUUUGCGGGAGAUACUUGGGAGGAAGAGCUUAAGCGAUGUGUGAUGCCCACACUUAGUUACCGGACAGGUACUGGAAUUGUCAAGCCCCUGGAAAUAAUAGCAAAUCUGCAAGGAGAGGACUUAGUCUUUCUUGUUUCAUAUUGUGGAGAAGCAGCUUCAUAAGUUCAGUGCUGUUGAGCUUCUCACGCCCUGGGUAGCAAAAAUAUUCGAUAUUGACUAAAUGAAGUUCUUAAUGAGCAGAGAGCUAAAAAAAUUUUUUCAUCGUCCAAGGACGCUGAAAUCAAGGCAAAAGUAUAGACAGUUCAGGUCUAUAAUGAAGAGAAGCCAGAGGUUUUUUGUGAAAAUUGACAUUAAAGACACAAAGAAAGGACUUUUCCCCCCCCUUUUGGAAGAAGCCACUCUUAUUUAUUAUUUAUAGUAUCUAUUAGUGUGUGGAAAUUUGGAUAAACACUUUUUUUAUUUGACUUUGAGAUUGGUAAUCAGAACCACAGGCCUACUUGAAUAUUCAUAGGCCUCUUUAGUUAUUAACCAGUAUGUUCCUGUAUUUAUUAAUUCCCUGCCAUGGCCUAGGUAACUCACACCCAAGAGGCAUAAAGUUAUCCCAGCUGUGUCCCCAGAGUGACCAAUGAGGUAGACAGCAGCCCCACAGACUCCUUACUUGUCACCUCAGGACUGGCCCUGAGGCCAUGGGACUCAGGUCACAGAUCCAGAGGUCAGCACUUUGGACUGUCAGCCUCAUCCACAGAAGUCUAUAUUUUUUAAAAUUUCUGUUUGGAAAAGAGACAAAUUAAGAAAAUGGGUUUCAAAACCUAGAAUUCUUUCCUUCCAUGGAAGUUUUGUUGGUACAUUCUCUGCAUGUCCAUUACGUGCCAGGUGACUAUGGGACACUACUGUUCACAUCUGAGUUUGUUUUCUAAGAAGACAGGGUUGCACUUUUGGAAGAGUAAUCUUCUGUCCCCUCCCAGUGUCUACAAAUUAAUCCGAUUGUGUUUGCAGACCCUCUGUAUUCUUACAGACUUUUUAAAAUCUUUUUUUUUUUCCUAACAGAUUCUAAAAGCAGUGCUUCAUCCUCCAGAAUAUUUGUGAAUUUGUCUCUCCUGUAGAUCAACCCAUUUUUUUCUUAUAUUUUGAGUCUUUGUUUUUACAUACAUUCAGAUUUAGAGUUGUUAUACUCUUUCUGGUUAAUUGAAACUUAAUUAUUAUGAAAUGUCUGUUUUUAUUGCUACUGAUGUUCUUUUUUGCCUUAAAAUUUACUGCAUCAGAUAUUAAUACUGUAUGCAUACUUCACUCAUUGAAGGCUAAAAUAAAUGAGUCCCUUCUCCACUUUCCAGAUGAGGUGAGGAGCUAGAACAUUAGCUCCUUUAUUUCCCUCUUGGUUUACAUGGUAUUAACGUCAUGCAUUUGGAUUUUGUGUGUAGUUGAUGUGGUCAGUCAUUUGAGUCCAUGUUCAUUUAUAUUAAUCCAUACAUGUUUUCCUUUUUUUUUAUUUUUUUGAAAAUAAGCUUUCAAUGUAAGUACCUUUGAAGAUAAUGUGCUUUUUUUCCCUUUUCUCUCCCUCCUUCAAAAUUUGUCUUAUCUUCAGCUGCCAGCAGUUCACAGUGGCAUGCCUAGGUGUGAUUUUCUGUGUGCUUGUUUGGGGUUUGCUGUGUUUUUUUUUUUUAAAUCUGUAGCUUGGUGGUUUUUUUCUUUACCUUUUGGGAAAUUUCUUGCUAUUAUCUAUACAAAGUAUGCUUCUGCUUCAUGUCUUCCUCUGCUUUGUCUAGAGAUUGCCCCAUUAUUUAGACCCUCUGUAAACCUUUUUCCAUUCGUUGUUUCAGAUUUUGGUAAUGCUUGUUUUCCCCUAUACCUGGUAAUUUUAAAUCAGCUACCAGGCACUAUAUAUUAGGCACUGCAGAGACACUGAGGUGGUCUGGAUGGUAUCAUCUUCCAGAGAAGAUUUGCCUUUGACUCUAACAGGUAGGACUAGGCAAGAGCAUAAGCACCCCUACCUGUCUUCGUCCAGUCUUGUACUGAGAGUGUGAGACUGGGCUCCAGUCCCAGGGAAGGCUUGUCUGGUGUUUUUCACCCUAGAGAUGUAGGACUUGGGGAGAUUUUCUAGGUGCCUCAUUCUGUGAAGGAACUUAAUUUUAGUAUUUGUCCCAUUAAGUCCAUAAAUUUGUUAAAAACUGUCUUAACCUCUCUUCUUCGGUAUUUGCUUUAAAAAUUAGCAAACACCUCUUUU
This is a messenger RNA of Herpailurus yagouaroundi (jaguarundi), 5740 nucleotides long. It is a transcript of the gene ZNF484, whose product is annotated as zinc finger protein 484. Gene Ontology annotation, biological process: regulation of transcription by RNA polymerase II. Gene Ontology annotation, cellular component: nucleus. Lineage: Eukaryota; Metazoa; Chordata; Mammalia; Carnivora; Felidae. The transcript has 6 exons. Gene Ontology annotation, molecular function: DNA-binding transcription activator activity, RNA polymerase II-specific; RNA polymerase II cis-regulatory region sequence-specific DNA binding. The coding region runs from base 710 to 3418 and encodes 902 amino acids. The record is from RefSeq and is a predicted model, not a curated record.